AUGGAGCUGCGGUCGGAGCUGCCUAGCGUGCCCGCCGCGCCCCCCCCGGUGCCCCCCAGCUCGGUGGCGGCCGCGGCGGCCGCGGCGGCGGCCACGCUGCCGGUGAGCGUGGCCGGGAGCUUGCUGCGGGCACCGCCGCUGCUGCUGCGGGCGGCAGAGAAGUACCCGCGGACGCCCAAGUGCGCCCGUUGCCGCAACCACGGGGUGGUGUCGGCACUGAAGGGCCACAAGCGGUACUGCCGCUGGAAGGACUGCAUGUGCGCCAAGUGCACCCUGAUCGCCGAGCGCCAGCGCGUCAUGGCCGCUCAGGUGGCGCUGCGCCGGCAGCAGGCGCAGGAGGAGAACGAGGCCCGAGAGCUGCAGCUGCUCUACGGCACGGCCGAGGGGCUGGCGCUGGCGGCCGCCAACGGCAUCAUCCCGCCCCGGCCCGCGUACGAGGUGUUCGGCUCCGUCUGCGCCGGGGGCGGCGGCGAGGGAGGCGCCGGCGCCUCAGAGUCCAAGAUGCAGAAGUUCGAGCUGUUCCCCAAGACGCUGCUGCCGAGCCGCGCCGUCACCCCGCAACAGGCGGGCGGGAAGCCCCUCUCCCCGGACGGCGAGUCCGUGCCCGGCACCUCCUCCCCAGAUGCUCGCCACGGCUCGGGCUCGGAGAACGGGGACGGCGAGUCCUUCCUGAGCUCACCCGUCUCCAAGGGCCCGAAGGAGGGGGAGGAGAGCCCGGGCUCCAUCAGCCCGCUGGGCUCGGACUCGGGCUCCGAGGCGGACAAGGACGAGCAGGACCCGUCGCCCUCGGCCGGCGGCCGGCAGCGGACUCCCAUCGACAUCCUGACGCGCGUCUUCCCGGCGCACAAGCGCAGCGUGCUGGAGCUGGUGCUGCAGGGCUGCGGCGGGGACGUGGUACAGGCCAUCGAGCAGAUCCUCAACAACCGCGGCCCGGAGAAGGGCCCCGAGGAGGGCUGGGCCCGGGACGGCGCCUUGCAGGGCCUGCCGCCCACGCCCGCCGCCGCCGCCGCCCACCACCGGCCCUUGAUCGCCGGCGCCAUGGCCCCGGCCAUCGGCACGCUGGGCAGCCGCUCCGCCUUCUCCCCGCUGCAGCCCAACGCCACGCACUUCGGGGCCGAGGCCGGCGCCUACCCCCUGGGCACCCACCUGGGACUGAACCCCCUGCGCCUCGCCUACUCGGCGCACAGCCGGGGACUGGCCUUCAUGACCCCCUACUCCACGGCCGGGCUGAUGCCCACGCUGGGGUUCCGGCCGCCCGUGGACUACGCCUUCAGCGACCUGAUGCGGGACCGCUCCGCCGUGCACAAGGAGCAGGUGUACUCCGGCGGGCUCUACGGGCCCAUGGUCAACAACACCCCCGAGAAGCAAUAGCGGCUUCCUAAAGCUCGGCUGUGUAGAGGUAGCUAGGUAGGCGCGGGUGGACGGACACGGGUGGCUUCCUCUCCCCCCCGCGCAGGCGGUGGUUGCGUGCAGAGCCCGGCGCGGACAGGCGUAGGUGUAUUGAGGUGAUAAAGGUGCACUUUCAUUGUCCAGACAUGAGUCGCUCUUUGUUGCUUAUGGCCAUAAGCAUGGAUAUCCUCAGCGCGUUGUGGGGUGUGCACACACACGCGCGCUCUUUCCCACACACAUACAUAUAUAUAUAUAUGUAUACUAGCAAGUGUAUAAUGUUAUAAAAUGGAAAUCUAAGUUAUUAAUGUAACUCGUAGGUGAACUUGGUAUUAACGUUAAGCUAAAGGUUAGGCAGCGCAUUGUAAUACUUACCAGGCAUAUAGAUGAAACAUUGUCAAAUUGAAAACCUUUUCCUUCCCGCCCCCAGAAACGUUAUGGUCUGUAUAUAACAUUGGAAAGUAGAUAUAUUUGUAACUGUCCGUAGGACCCCGGCGCCAAUGGUGUAUGAUGGUUUAAUAAGCCUCCUUCAUUUGUGAUCUGCAAGAAAAUUGCUUUCUUGUUCCGAUGUAGCAAACUUCUUGCUGUUUCUAACAGGUAAUUCUGUGUUUCCAUUUCAUAGAAAUAAAUGUUAUUUUCUAUUAAAAAAAAAAAAAUCGGUCUUAUGAAUGGCAAGUGGUAUUUUAUGAGAUGAUGGAAGUGUGUUUUGGGAAAUGCAUUUGACAAGUACAGUCAAUAUUUA
This is a messenger RNA of Poecile atricapillus (Black-capped chickadee), 2128 nucleotides long. It is a transcript of the gene DMRTA2, whose product is annotated as DMRT like family A2. Gene Ontology annotation, biological process: regulation of transcription by RNA polymerase II; sex differentiation; germ cell development. The transcript is spliced from 2 exons. Lineage: Eukaryota; Metazoa; Chordata; Aves; Passeriformes; Paridae. Gene Ontology annotation, cellular component: nucleus. The record is from RefSeq and is a predicted model, not a curated record. Bases 1 to 1371 code for a protein of 456 amino acids. Gene Ontology annotation, molecular function: DNA-binding transcription factor activity, RNA polymerase II-specific; RNA polymerase II cis-regulatory region sequence-specific DNA binding; protein binding.